Messenger RNA from Indicator indicator, 789 nucleotides. RefSeq names its product neurotrophin 3 (gene NTF3). The transcript has a single exon. The coding region runs from base 16 to 789 and encodes 257 amino acids. Gene Ontology annotation, molecular function: nerve growth factor receptor binding; growth factor activity. Lineage: Eukaryota; Metazoa; Chordata; Aves; Piciformes; Indicatoridae. The record is from RefSeq and is a predicted model, not a curated record. Gene Ontology annotation, biological process: nerve growth factor signaling pathway; memory; neuron projection morphogenesis.
CAGGUGAACAAGGUGAUGUCCAUCUUGUUUUAUGUGAUAUUUCUCGCUUAUCUUCGUGGCAUCCAGUCUACCAACAUGGACCAGAGGAGUUUGCCGGAAGAGUCGAUAAAUUCUCUUAUUAUUAAGCUGAUCCAGGCGGACAUUUUGAAGAACAAGCUUUCUAGGCAGGUGGUAGAUGUUAAGGAAAGCUACCCACACGCAGCGCCGAGAGCGGACAGCCAGCAAGAGGUGGAUGGGGACGCCAAUGUGAAAUCAGACUUCCAGCCAGUUAUCUCAAUGGAUACAGACCUCCUGAGGCAGCAGAGACGCUACAACUCGCCCCGAGUCCUCCUGAGCGACAACACGCCCCUGGAACCGCCGCCGCUGUACCUCACCGAGGAUUACAUCGGGAACUCCGUGGUGGUGAACAGAACCUCCCGGCGGAAACGGUACGCGGAGCAUAAGAGCCACCGAGGGGAGUAUUCCGUUUGUGACAGUGAAAGCUUGUGGGUGACGGACAAAUCGUCUGCCAUCGACAUUCGAGGACACCAGGUGACUGUGCUGGGUGAGAUUAAAACGGGCAACUCGCCGGUGAAGCAAUACUUUUACGAGACGAGGUGUAAGGAAGCCAAGCCGGUGAAAAACGGCUGCCGGGGCAUCGACGACAAGCACUGGAACUCCCAAUGCAAGACCUCCCAAACUUACGUUCGAGCACUGACUUCAGAAAACAAUAAACUGGUAGGCUGGAGAUGGAUAAGGAUAGACACCUCCUGCGUGUGCGCGCUCUCCAGGAAAACAGGGAGAACAUAG